Myxocyprinus asiaticus (Chinese sucker) is the source of this 4351-nucleotide messenger RNA. RefSeq names its product SPRY domain-containing protein 3-like. The record is from RefSeq and is a predicted model, not a curated record. The transcript is spliced from 11 exons. Bases 118 to 1368 code for a protein of 416 amino acids. Gene Ontology annotation, molecular function: protein binding. Lineage: Eukaryota; Metazoa; Chordata; Actinopteri; Cypriniformes; Catostomidae.
GCCGUAACACUUCUGCGAAGUUGGUCAGGUAGCUAAUGGAGUCGGUAGCUAGAAGUAAACACAAGUGCCCUUAAAUGUUCUAAUGUCUUAACCAUUGAUGUACAUAAGCCCUCUGAGAUGGAUGAUAUCAAUUUACACUACAGAUUCCUGAACUGGCGGCGCCGGAUCAGGGAAAUCAGGGAAGUACGUGCUGUUCGUUAUCAAGAGCGCUACAAACGAAUGUUGAAGAAUGGAGACACGCUAAGUUACCAAGGGAACUCUGAUGAAGUUGGCUGCUACGUGGCUCCACGCCCCUUAUCAAAGGGAAACUGUUACUUUGAGGUGACCAUUAUGGAUACUGGAGUGAGGGGAACGAUUGCUGUCGGGCUGGUUCCUCAAUAUUACAAACUUGACCAUCAGCCUGGCUGGCUUCCGCAUUCAAUUGCUUACCAUGCGGAUGAUGGAAAGCUAUACAAUGGCAACCCUGUCGGUCAACAGUUUGGUCCAAAAUGUAACCGUGGUGACCGAAUAGGUUGUGGUAUCUAUGCAGACACUUUUGAUGCCGGACUAGUAACUGUGUUCUUCACCAAGAAUGGCAACGAAGUUGGGUCAGUGGUGGUGCCAGUGGCUCCAGAUGGGCUGUUCCCUGCCAUUGGCAUGCACUCCCUCGGUGAGGAGGUGCGGCUGGACCUGCAGGCAGAGUGGGGUUCAGAGGAGGAGGACAGCGUCAUGAUGGUGGACAGCCAUGAGGAUGAAUGGGCACGACUUUAUGAUGUCAAAGUCGGUGGUACGCUUCUGGAAUAUGUUGGGAAAGGGAAAAGCAUCAUGGACGUUGGUCUGGCUCAGGCUCGGCAGCCCCUUACCACACGAAGUCACUAUUUUGAAGUGGAGAUUGUGGAUCCUGGAGAGAAAUGUUAUAUUGCCCUGGGCCUUGCAAGGAGAGAUUAUCCAAAGAACAGACAUCCGGGCUGGAGUCGAGGUUCUGUUGCAUAUCAUGCUGAUGAUGGGAAGAUCUUCCAUGGCAGUGGAGUUGGAGACCAGUUUGGCCCACGCUGUUUUGAAGGGGACAUCAUGGGCUGUGGAAUUAUGUUUCCCCGGGACUACAUGCUGGACUAUGAAGAUGAAAUUGAUGACUGGGAAGCAGCAGAUGUGCGGCCGAAGCAGGGGCGUGUUGAAAACGUAAUGUAUUUGAACGAUGAAGAUGAGGAAGAGGGAGAUGACCCAGAGCAAGAACACGAAGGCCAGAAAGUCAUGGUGUUCUUCACCCGAAACGGCAAGAUUAUUGGCAGAAGGGAGGUGGUGGUUCCAGUUGGGGGGUUUUACCCCACCAUCGGUAUGCUCAGCACCGGAGAAAAAGUGAAAGUGGACCUCCACCCUCUCAGUGGUUAAUAAAUACGGAACUUAGUGAAUCCAUAUCUCCAAUCCUGCUGUCAGCCAAUCGCCACUUUUGACUAACCCACCAUGCUGAAGUUCAAAGAUGGAUUUGAUACACAAGGAAUCAUGGGAAUGGUUUAUUUAUGCUUUAAACAAAAGAUGGCUACACAAAUUGAUAUUUAUGUAAUCUGAGACAAAAAGGCACUUGAGAUUGCAACAGUGUUAAACGUUUCAAAGUUUAAUAUGUUCACAUUAGUGCAUGUUUCAUGGCAAAAUUACAACAAUAUAUCUACAGCAUUUCUCAGAGACUUCAUUUCAGCUUAAAACUCCUUACUUUAAGCUUUAGCUUAAAACGGUUUACUUUGAGACUAUUUUGAAGGUUAUGGCGUCAAUAUUGGGCCUCAAAACCUAAUUACGAAUUAAAGCAGUGCUCCAGGUUCAAUACAAGUUAAGGUCCAUCAAAAGCAUUUGUAGCAUAAUAUUAAUUACCACAGAAAAUGGUUUCAACUCAUCCCUUGAUUUUUAGAAGAAAAACAUUGCAGUAAAUUUCAGUAAGGCACUCACAAUGGAAGUAAAUGGGACCAGUCCAUAAACAUUAAUAUACUCACUGUUUCAAAAGUAUAGCCAGAAAAUGUAAACAUUAUAUGUUUUAACAUGAUUUUAGUGUGAUAAAAAUGGUUACAUGGUUUAUUGCCGUUAUGGCAUAAUGGUAACGUAGUUGUAAUAUUGAUAUAUUGAUAUAACUUUACACAGAUAAGGUUAGUAAGUGAUUUUAUCACACUAAAAUCAUGUUAACACAUGUAUUGUUUAUAUCUUGUAGCUAUACUUUUGAAACUUUGAGUAUUUUAAUGUUUAUAGACUGGCCCCAUUUGCUUCCAUUGUAAAUGCCUAACAGUAACCCACGAUUUUUGCUGCUAUUUUUUAUAGACUAGGGACAUACAAACAGAGUUAAAAUAAUUUUUUUGUAAUCAAUAUUAUGCCACAAAUGCUGUCGAUAGAGCUUGUAUCGAGCCUGAAAAAUUACUUUAACAUUGUACGAAGAUAUGAUUUGUUUAUUAACAAAUACAUAGAAAAUAUUGAGCUAUAUAUUUUUGAAGUACUUUGCUAUACAAAGGUAUUCAGCAAAUCAGGAACAAAAAUUCAAAAAACAAAAUACACUGAUGAAUGAGAUUCGCAGGGUACAGAGUACCAUUAUACGCUAAAGACGGUUAAAGAUCAGACACAUCUCUCAUAGCUGAAUAGCUCAAAUAUGUGGCAAUUUUCCACACACUGCCUCUCACCAAUGAAUCUUGAAGGUGAUUGAAAGCAGGUUAUGGCCAUUUUGUUCUUAUUGUGAAUUUUUUUCUUCUGUAUGUCAUACGUAAUCAAGUGCCACUUUUGCAAUUAUUUCUGUCUGAAAAAGCGGUUGAGAAAGGUGCUUGCCAGUAAACAACAUGAAGUAAUUGUGAUGUUGGUGGAGGCGAGUUGCAUCGUCUUUAGUUUUAUAUCUUUUACUCUCUUCAGUCUCUCUUCUGUCAUCGGUUGCAGAAUGCAAUUCAGCAGCUCCAGACCAGGUACAGUGCAAGAAAUGGAACGUAAUGCACUGAAUAGGCUACUUAAAGUUUUAUAAAUAAAUAUCUAUGAAUGCAACAUAACGGAUCAGUCUAUCUUUAUUUAGUUCAAGUGGGUUUCUCCAAGCCUUUCUGUAAAUGUUGUUCUAACAUUUUGUUGCGGUUUGUGUAUGAUUUAUCAGAUAGUGCAGGGCAGACGCCACAUUCGAGCCGCAUUUAAUUCAGCGAAAAACAUUGAGCUGUUUAUAAACAUUGUCCGCUGUAAUGUGAACUGGUCCUGUUCACAAAUGCCACAAGCACUUUAGAGAUGCAUCAAAUUACACUUAUGGGCAAUCAGUCAUGAACCUGUUACCCUCUAGUCUUCUAAACAGAUGCCAUUCUGCACCUCACUGCAAUAAUGUUCUACCUGUUCCUUUUACAUAUCACAUAUGGGACUAAAUGAAAUGUUUAAUAGAUGUACUUUGCCAAAUGUAAUGUCUGUUUUUGUCACCAUCAAUGUGGUUUCUUCCUUAACAGGUCUUGUCUAAAUAUUGCAUAUCUUUUGAAUGCUUAUGUUAAACUGCUCUCUGUAUUGCCCCAAGUAAGGUGACUCAGUUUAAGUUGUAUCAUUAUAGACUGUUAGCUGAAUGUCAGGAUAUAGGCUAGGUUUGGAAUGGAAUACUAGUGUACUGUAUAAUACAGAGUGAAGCAAUAUACACAAAUCAUCUUUUCAAACGAGUGCUAUACUGUAUUUUUGUCACAUAACAUCAACACAAUUUAUCUUUUUUUUCAGUGCUUUCCAGAUAUCAUACUGGAAAUAAAUGUGCUUUAGUAUUCAUUCCAAAAAAUCAGACAACACAAGUAGUCGUUCAUAUGACGGGAUACUGGGACCUAGGUUGUGGAUAAUGAGCUUUGAUUCAUUAAUUUGAUUGAAAGUUCCUCAGUUUUUAUGUACCGGUGUAUAACACCCAGCAUGUUUAUCACAGAGUUAUUUUCUUCCAUCUGUUUUUGAAUUUAUAUAAAAAAAACAACUUAAUCAAUUGAGCAUGCAUGUGUUGAGUCAGUGAGUAAAAUUGUCACUCUAAAGAAAGGAAUAUCUUUAGAUAUUCAGGCUUCUGAAGCUCUUCCACUGAGGUGGUUUGAUGGUUGCUACAUGGAUUGAAUUCUGGUCAGACCAUUUAACAAAGUAUUUCUGUAUUCCAGACAUAAAUUGACAGUGCAGGGAAGCCAAAACCAAAUACCUCUAUCAAUUAAGCUUAUGCAAAAAGCCAGGAGGCUGUCAUUUCCAAAAAUUCUGUGAAUUCCUCUGCUGGAAUGUGGUGGCUUGAAGCAUUUAUGGGUGAUGAUGAUCAGUUUUGUCACAUUAUUGAAAUUGUAGAUGUUAAUGCUAUGUGUUGCUAUAUUUGUAGCAUGCACUCUUUUGCUAAUCUGUGUACAUAACUUGUCAAUAAAGAAAUGGUUAUUUCCAC